UCUAUCUAUCUGAUGAAACUCCAACUUUCUUGUCAUUCAAAGCUAUGAGCUCGUGAUGCCUAGCAGCGCGUAUCUAUACUGUGCGGCGCGAGCUCCUUGUAUGGAGCGACACGCGUGAGGAAGAUCGCGCGCAGAUGGGUGGGGGCCUUGUGGAAACUGAUCCGCCACAGCGCGCACAGUCUAAAACAGACUCUUAACGUACUGCCAAACCGGAGGGACACGGAAACGCCCCGUACCCGACUCCCCCUGCCAGUCUCCACAUCUCUGGGGAAACAUCUGAACUAAUUCAACAGGGCAAAGGCUGAAGUAGCUGGAGGGACCAAAAGCAUCUGAGAUUUGUUUGUGGAAGUAUAGCGGCGCUCAUGGCGGCAGCUCGGCUGCUUUAGGAGGGUCACUUCAGUCAGUGGAUUUUAGAGGGAGAAACUCGUCUGUUGGAUGUCAGUCAGAAGAAUAAUGGAUGCUCUCAGAUUGUCCGCUGCUAUUCUUCUACUUCUGUCUUUAUUCAGCUGUGGAAGCGCUAUACAGUUUCCCGACUCCCAUCUGACCCGGAAAUGGGCGAUGCAGAUGCAGGAGGAGCUGGUGCAGUUGAUCGAUGCUGAGACCGGCAUACAAGAGCUCCAAAAAAUUUUCCUGCAGUUUCGGAACCACUAUAAUGUGAAACAAAACAACGCUACACAGCUGGUGGCAAAAGCUGCACGUGAAAUCGAGAAACUUCUUGCCAGUCGUUCCAAAGCUCUAGAGGCGCUGGCGACGGCUGCGGAGAACCUGCAGAAGGAGCACCAGUGGAAGGAUGAUCUUGAUGUUAAUGAUACCAUCUACUACAAUGCCAAGGACAAGUUUGACAUCAAUGACACUGAAACACGCCAGAACCGCGUCAAGCUAGAAUUCAAAGAGGAUCCUGCUUUCAAACGCCCUGUUUCAUACAGUACAACAGCAGUGCACAUUCCCACUGAUAUCUACGAGGGCUCCACUAUAAUCCUGAAUGAGCUAAACUGGACUGCGGCUCUGGAUGACGUCUUUAAGAAGAACAAGGAAGAUGACCCGUCACUCCUCUGGCAGGUGUUUGGCAGUGCCUCUGGCCUGGCUCGAUACUUCCCAGCUUCCCCUUGGGUUGACACGAGGAACACACCGAACAAGAUUGACCUGUAUGAUGUACGCCGAAGGCCCUGGUAUAUUCAAGGUGCAGCUUCACCUAAAGACAUGCUGAUCCUGGUGGACGCGAGUGGAAGCGUGUCGGGUCUGACACUGAAGCUCAUUCGCACUUCCGUCAGCGAGAUGCUGGAGACUCUCUCCGAUGAUGAUUACGUCAACAUCGUCUCUUUCAACAAUUCGGCCAAGUCGGUCGCCUGCUUUCAAAACCUGGUCCAAGCGAAUGUCCGUAAUAAGAAGAUUCUGAAGGAAGCAGUCCAGAAGAUCACGGCGAAUGGCACCACUGACUAUAAAAUCGGCUUCAAGGAGGCUUUUUACCAGCUCUCCUCAAUCAAUGUUUCAAGAGCAAACUGUAAUAAGAUCAUCAUGCUAUUCACUGAUGGAGGGGAGGACAGAGCUUCAGAGAUCUUUGAAGAGUACAACAGUGAAAAGAAGGUUCGAAUCUUCACCUUUUCUGUGGGCCAGCAUAACUAUGAUAAGACACCAAUUCAAUGGAUGGCUUGCAAUAACAAAGGUUAUUAUUAUGAGAUCCCCUCGAUUGGAGCCAUCAGGAUCAACACCCAGGAGUACCUGGAUGUGUUGGGUAGACCCAUGGUGAAAGAAUACAAGAAAGCAAAGAGUGUACAGUGGACCAACGUUUAUGUGGACGCUCUAGAAUUGGGCCUUGUGAUUACAGGCACUCUGCCAGUGUUCAAUAAGACCAGCACCAGGAAGAGUCAAGACAAGAAUAAGGCCCAGAGCCAGCUGAUUUUGGGGGUGAUGGCCAUAGACGUGUCUCUGGAUGACAUCAAGAGACUGACUCCACAUUACACUCUCGGACCAAAUGGAUAUUACUUCGCCAUCGACCCCAACGGCUACGUGCUACUUCACCCCAACCUUCAGCCAAAGGAUCUCAAGUCUCAAGAACCCGUGACAUUGGACCUCUUGGAUGCAGAACUAGAGGAUGAAGUGAAGGUGGAGAUCAGAAGUAGUAUGAUAGAGGGUCAGAAGGAUCAAAAGAGAUUCCAAACACUUAUGAAGUCUCAAGAUGAGCAUUACAUAGACAGAGGCAUCAGAACCUACACUUGGGGUCCAGUCCAUGACACAGACUACAGUCUCGCUUUAGUUCUACCUGAUUACAGUGUCAGCUACAUCAAGGCCACUAUAGUAGACACCAUCACUCAGGCCAAAUUUUUUGAAAGCCUGCAUGUGGACAGAUUUGAAGAGUAUGGAUAUACUUUAAUAGCACCCAGAGAUUACUGCACAGACCUGAAAGCUCAGAGUGACAACAACACACAAUUCCUCACAGACUUCAUUGAGUACAUUGACAUUCAUACCCCCAACCACUCACCGUGUAAUAUGGAGCUAAUAAACAGACUGCUGCUGGACGCUGGCAUCACCGCUGAACUGGCCAAACACUGGAACAAACAGGGGCAGAAUGAGAGAAUCAGGGCUAAGUUUGUGCUGACAGACGGCGGAGUCACUAGAGUCUAUCCUGCGAGUGCUGGUUCAGAAUGGACUGAACAGGCAGAAACAUACAAGUCUAGUUUCUACAAGAGAAGUCUGGACAACAACAUUUUUGUAUUUACAUCAUCGCCAUAUGCAUUCAAUGAAACUCAAGAUUCUAUUUUAGUGAGCAGAGCGAUGGACCUGAGAGUUGAUGAAUUCAUGCUGAAGCCAGCAGUGGUUGGUGUAAAACUGGAUAAACAGACUUGGAUGGAAAGCUUCAUCAACGCUACGAUUACGCCCAAAUGUGUUGGAGAAAUCUGUGGGUGCAGGAGGGACGAUAGCAAUCUGGACUGCUUUCUUCUGGAUGAUGGAGGCUUUCUUGUCAUGACCAAUAAGGACCUCUAUAUCAAUAAGAUCGGACAGUUUUUCGGGAUGAUUGACCCCAGCCUAAUGAGGAAUCUGAUAAACGAAUCCCUGUUCUCCGUCAACAUAACCUAUGACUACCAGGCCCUCUGUGAACCCACCAAAGAAACUAAAGCCGCCGCUGGUCUCAGAUCAGUCUAUGUGCCCACCAUAGCUGACAUCCUGAACAUUGGUUGGUGGGCUUCUGCAGCAGCCUGGUCAAUAUUGCAGCAGUUUUUUGUCAGCAUCACAUUUCCUAACUUCCUUGAGGCAGCGGACCUAGACGAUGACCUGUCUGAAAUGCCAUCUAAAGAGAGUUGCAUUAAAGAGCAGAAACAGUAUUUCUUUCAGAACGAUGAGACAACUUUUAAGGGGACUAUUGAUUGUCAGAACUGCUCCAGGCAGUUCAUAGCUGAAAAGCUUCCGAAGACAAAUCUGGUGCUUAUUGUUGCCGACACAAAAGAACCGUGUUGCCAGGCUGAUGAAAGAUUUUUCUCCCAGGAAGAAAAGCCUUCUCCAGGUCCAGAUCCCUGUGAGAUAGCCCAGAACCCACGCUAUCGGAAAGGUCCGACACAGUGCUUUGAAAACAACGCAAGUGAGCAGAAUGAGGAUUGCGGUGGGGCGUCGAGUCUGAGUCCAUCUAUCGUGUCCAUGGUCAUCCUCCAGCUGCCGCUGCUCUGGCUUCUGAUUGGACGAGGACACUGCCUCUCGUGACCUCAGCAUAGAGACGCCGCACCCCUCUUCGAUGCCAAAACUUACAUUUAAACGUUCAUCUGGACUCCCACGCUACAGCCCAGCACACGGAGGGAGAGGCUCUGACCCAGGAAGUACAAAACCCAAGCCGCGAUCACUCACAGCCUUUGAGGUCAAAGUAGGUCGGAGAUGAUAAAUGAGCAACGACCUUUGACAUUUGACCCGUGAGGUCAGACUCUCUCCACAUGAGCGACAGGGUGGGCAGACCUUGACACUUCAUCGUCACUUCGCUAUGAAGAAAUGUCCUUUCUUUAAAACGAAAAAAAAUUAUCCAAUCACAACACUGCCAACCAAAAUUUCGCCCUUUACUGGUGUGAUGCCUUUUUUAACCUAAAUAUGUCCUUCAACAUAUUUACACGGCUAAUUCCUCAGUAUUACAAACUGUUCGUGUGUGACUUUUAUGGUUUGCCCUGCUGAGAUCUUUAAUGGACCCCUCCGGGUUGGGUCAAAAUCCAGCCUUAUUUGUGGUCUGCAGCCCAUUACUGGGCCCGAUGCAAAAGUCUCUUGUUUUUCCCAGUGGUCUCCACCUCUGUGCCUCGGGAAUAUCGGUUUCAUUUCAGACCGCCGUUUUAUAGUAAACAAUCCCUCCCUCCAUUUGUCAGUGGGUACCUGUAUUCGCUAUUUUUUAUCGGCCCAUAGUGCAUUUCAAAUGCGCACUGCUGCCAAACGUUACCCUGUGUGUGGUCUUGCUGUACUUUGCCCUUAAUGCCAAGCAGGUCGUGUGGCCAAACAGCCCUUUGGUUCUUAUUUAGGGCUUUUUAAAUGACUGCCGAUUCGUACCGACCUAAAAGCUCGCAAAGUUAUGCGUCCUGGCUGUGAAUAUGGCGAGAAAUCCCUGCUGUUGCAUGUGUGUGUGUGUGUGUGUGUUUUUUGUUUUUUGUUUUUCGGUGUAUUAGCUGUUUAUUUGAGAUUAAGUUAUUGAAAAUGAGCUAAGAGUUUUCUGCUGUAUGUUUAAUGUUGAGUUUUAUGUGCUAUGCAGAUGCUAAAGGGUGAAAGGCAUUUAUGACAUAGUUGCUCUUUCCCACACUUUAAUUUCAUCUGGAGAACUCGAAAAGGUGGAAAGAAAAUGAUCUAAUGUUUACAGAUAUUUUGAGACACUCGAGAGAGUUUUUAUAAGAAAUGUUGCCCCUGGUUGUGUUGUCUGAGUCUCUGAUGUGUCAUUUUUCACUUUAAUGUCAGAGGCAGAGCUCUGUCAGCCUUUCUUUCCUGUCAACGUGCCUUGAUGUGAAUGGAUUCAUAAAAAAAAUGUCAAUGUGCAAUCUGACCCAGAGAAAUGCUAAAUAUCGGCAUUCUGAUCUGAUGAAAAAUUCAACUUCCGUCCCUUUAAGAGGUCCUGACUGGAUCUUUGUGCCUCAUUGAAAUCUUGGCCAAAAUCCAAAAUUUAUGGAAUAAUUAAGAUUUUGAGAAGAGACAAGGAUAAUUACAGAAGCCCUGGACUGCUCACAAAUUGAACGUUAUAAAAA
Sinocyclocheilus rhinocerous is the source of this 5195-nucleotide messenger RNA. It is a transcript of the gene cacna2d1a, whose product is annotated as calcium channel, voltage-dependent, alpha 2/delta subunit 1a. Gene Ontology annotation, cellular component: L-type voltage-gated calcium channel complex. The transcript is spliced from 38 exons. NCBI's taxonomy places the organism in Eukaryota, Metazoa, Chordata, Actinopteri, Cypriniformes, Cyprinidae. The record is from RefSeq and is a predicted model, not a curated record. Gene Ontology annotation, molecular function: voltage-gated calcium channel activity. Bases 436 to 3693 code for a protein of 1085 amino acids.